CCUGCACGCGCCGAAUGUCUGCAUGCCUCACAAAGGGACAGACGUAAAAGUCUCAGAGUGCCGCAGGACCAACAUCAGAUCUGAAGACCCACAGAAUCUGAACGGACAAAUGGGCCAGAAUGAGGAGCCCACGGCUGGCCAACAUGAGCACUGCCGGGCGUGCUUCAGGGUGCAGUGCCGGGUCCCACUGGCGCCCCCUGUCUCCUGUGCCACCAUCAGCUGCCAACUGCUCUGUGGCGCCAUCUUCCACCGCUGCAAGGAGGAGGAGCACCGGAUGCUGUGCCCCCGCGAGACAGUGCCCUGCCUGAACGCCGACUAUGGCUGCCCCUUCACCCUGCCUCGCUGCCGGCUCGCCCGCCACCUCCAGGCUUGUCCGGCAAGUCUGGUGACCUGCUCGCUGGACUGGAACCGCUGGCCUGCCACCGAAGCGGAUGCCGCAUUCUGCCGGAGCGUUGUCGCAGACUGCGGGUCUGGAGAGCCCCUGGACCUGGCGGUGGCCCUAAGGGACCAGAGGCUGCUGUUCAGCAACCUGAAGUUGGACGCCCUCUUCCCUGAGCUGAUGCAACCGGCUGAGAUGGUCACAGAGGAGGCACAGAAGGCAGCAAGCAGGGGUCCCAUCAGGGAUGGAGGGUCCUCUGAGCUUGAAGGGGAGCUUCUGGACAUCAGCAAGGAUGCCCCAGAGGUGCAGGAGCUGACCCAGGAGGAACGUGACGCCCUGGCUAAGAGUCGCGAGGUGGCCAGGAUUGAUAACUACAAAGCCUGGGAGAGCAUUUUCAGCAAGGAGCUGCGAGGGUACCAGUGGGAGCCCCAGGAGCAGGCGAGCAGCCUGGCAGUGGGGAAUGGGAACCAAGAAAAAGCAGAACGGAAUACAAGGCAACUGGCAGAAGGUGCCGAAAGCACCCCAAGAAACGGGAGUGCAGGCGCCACAGGCCUGGCCCCCUGGCAGGACGGGGUUCUGGAAAGGCUGGGGAAGGAGGUGAAUAUCGCAGAGUACAACAUGUACCUGGUGCACCAUGGGAGCAUGCUGAUCCACUUCGGGCAGCUGGAGGCCUGCACUCCCAGGGAGAGGGACUUCGUUUAUGGAGCACUGGAGCCCAUCGAAGUGGAGACGGUGCAUAGCUACAGUGUUCCGUCCAGCUAUAGGGCGAAGCGCAGCUUCCUCAAGAAUUCUUCCCUUCGGAUGAAGCGGUCAACCAAAGAGACUGACACGUUUGACCUUGAAGUGUCCGUGGAGGAUAUCCCGAAGUGCGACGAGGUCAAGGCCAUGCUGGUCUGCUCCUUGGAACAGGAGUUGAGGGGACAUCCCAUCAGCAAGACGGUGCCCACGGAUGGCCUCUUUGUGGACAUCGGGACCCAGACCUACGACUUUGCUUCAGCACCGUUCAGGGCAGGGGCUACCCUAGCUGACAUCACAGCCGGCCGGACGCUGAGCCUGCAUGUCCAGAUUCAGGCGGAGUCCGUCACCAGGAGGCACAACAAGGCCAGCUCCAUCUUCACCUUCCUGUGCGGCCAUACCUUCCGGAGAGAUGAGUUCGCCUGGCACUUCCGUAAUGUCCACUCAGACUUGUGCUCGGUGCUGGAUGGAUGGUUCCAGCAGCGCUGCCCGCUGGCCUACCUCGGCUGCACCUACAGACAGACCCGGUUCCAGCCAUCCACUCACAGGGCCACCGUCACCUAUGAUGGGGACUCUGGCACCUUCACAGUCAGGCCGCAGGUGCCGCCGGAGCUGCUCGGGGGGGCCCGCGGCCCGGACGGCCUCAGCAAGCUCCCGUUGGAGGUGCUACAGAGCGUCGCCAGCUACCUGGACAGUUUCAGCCUGUCCCAGCUGUCCCAGGUGUCCCGGUUAAUGAGGGACGUAUGUGCCACACUGCUACAGGACAGGGGAAUGGUUUCUCUGAGGUGGGAGCGGGAGACUGACCCUGAUGGGAAGUCCAGCUGGAGGAACAGAGUAAAGGUGUGGCAGUUCAGCAGCUCCUUCAGCGCCGUGCAGCAGUGGCGCUUCGAUGACAUGCCCUCCAUGGCGGAGCACCUCCGGGCCUGUCCCUUCUACGAGACGGAGGAGAGGAGCCGGCCGGUGGCCCUGGUGGGCUUGAGCGACGGCCCCGUCUGUCUCCCAGCGUCCGCGCUCAGCUUAUCUGGAUCUCCAGAGCCCUAACUGUAUAAGUGGCUAUUGAGAAUGAUUUUAUUCACUUAGCAGACGCUCUCAGCCAGAGCGACUCAAAAAAAUAUGUAAUAGAGUCAGUGCGUCAACAAUGGGCAGCAGUGAAAACACACUGAUAACAUUUACAAUGAGUGACGUGCAAUAUUAGCCCGUAAUGUUUAAAGUGGCUUGCAGUACAAAGCCAUUAGCUCUCCUUAGCGCUGAAGGGUACUUGUGGUUUGCAUAUCGGAGUUCCCGGGUAGAUCAGGAAACUGCAGGAUUGGCGAACUCCAUACAGGUGGCCAUGAACCACGAAGCUGUCACUGCCGAAACGCUGUGUGUGGAGAUACGCCGGUGUGUGUGAAUAGAGAACGAUCCGCAUCUGAAUGCCUGUUUGAGGGAAUCAUUCCCUGCUUUUGAAUGAAUGAGUUACUGCGGUUGCGAACGAUGAAGCGAUGCCUUCGGGAAUCCACGGAGCGGCAAGGACGAGAGGAUCCAUUUAACCGUAUUUCUGUACGUGUCAAGUUCUCAUCAGGGGAUGUUUAAUACUUUGUUAUUCAGCUUGGACUCUGCGUCAUUUUACGAAUUGAUUGCUAUCUUAUAUCUGUUUGUAUAAGUGAUGCCUUAAUGGUCCGCAUCUCACAUGAUAGAUUCAACGCAAGAUAAAUCACUCCUUUCUAUUUGACGGCCUCGUUAAUGACCACAUGCACUGCAGAGAGACAGACUGAUAAAACCAACUGUAUGUUUCAAUUUAAAAAACACUAUUACUGGGUUACUGGUUUAUUGAGCUAAAUAAGUUAGUCAAACACUUCGGAUUUCUUCUGUGUGGGUGUGUAAAAUAAAAAUAAAAAUGAUCCCAGUACAA
This is a messenger RNA of Paramormyrops kingsleyae, 3005 nucleotides long. Its product is annotated as F-box only protein 40-like. Gene Ontology annotation, cellular component: cytoplasm. The record is from RefSeq and is a predicted model, not a curated record. Lineage: Eukaryota; Metazoa; Chordata; Actinopteri; Osteoglossiformes; Mormyridae. Gene Ontology annotation, molecular function: protein binding; zinc ion binding; ubiquitin protein ligase activity.